Messenger RNA from Eimeria maxima, 954 nucleotides. RefSeq names its product malate dehydrogenase, putative. Gene Ontology annotation, molecular function: oxidoreductase activity, acting on the CH-OH group of donors, NAD or NADP as acceptor. The record is from RefSeq and is a predicted model, not a curated record. The coding region runs from base 1 to 954 and encodes 317 amino acids. Gene Ontology annotation, biological process: carboxylic acid metabolic process. NCBI's taxonomy places the organism in Eukaryota, Apicomplexa, Conoidasida, Eucoccidiorida, Eimeriidae. The transcript is spliced from 7 exons.
AUGAGGCGUCCAAAGAUUGCACUGGUUGGCGGAGGACAAAUCGGAGCAGUAUUGGCGUUUCUCUCCUCUCUAAAGGAAUUGGGAGAUGUUAGUAUUUUCGAUGUAGUGGAAGGAAUGCCGCAAGGGAAGGCGUUGGACAUAUCACAAGUUGGACCCGUGGAAGGGGUGGACAGCAGAGUAUCGGGUUCAAAUCAGUUCGUGGCUUUACAAGGGGCAGAUGUUGUCAUCGUUACAGCUGGCGUGCCCCGCAAGCCCGGCAUGUCGCGCGACGACCUCCUCAGCAUUAACUCGAAGAUAGUCUCCGAAGUGGCGGAUAACAUUAAAAUACAUGCACCCGACGCUUUCGUGAUUUGCAUAACAAACCCACUUGACGCAAUGGUGCAGUUGAUGAGGGAGCGCAGUGGACUGCCGCAUGCGAAGGUGGUGGGAAUGGCUGGGGUGCUGGACUCCGCGCGCUUUCGUUCUUUUGUGGCGGAGAGGUUGCAGGUGUCUGUUGAAGAUGUGCAGGCGAUGGUUAUGGGGGGACAUGGAGACGCCAUGGUGCCCCUGCCAAGAUAUUGCACAGUGGGGGGCAUUCCGUUGCCAGAUUUGGUGGCGAUGGGUCAACUGACGCAAAAAGACGUCGAUGACAUUGUGCAACGCACGCGAAAUGGCGGCGGAGAGAUUGUUAAUCUUUUGAAGGCCGGUUCCGCUUUCUUUGCUCCAGCUGCCUCUGGGGUGCUGAUGGCUGAGGCAUAUCUUAAAGACAAGAAGAGGCUUAUCCCCUGUGCUGCCUAUCUCACUGGACAGUAUGGGGUGAACGGCCUAUAUGUUGGGGUGCCGUGUAUCGUUGGGGCUGGAGGUGUGGAGAAGAUACUGGAACUGCAACUGACACCAGAGGAGAAGGCGAUGUUUGCGAAAUCUGUCGAGGCCGUCCGCUCCCUCGUUGACUCUCUGCCAAAAUCCCCCCAGUAA